This is a messenger RNA of Nothobranchius furzeri (turquoise killifish), 3283 nucleotides long. Lineage: Eukaryota; Metazoa; Chordata; Actinopteri; Cyprinodontiformes; Nothobranchiidae. The record is from RefSeq and is a predicted model, not a curated record.
UAUAGAAUUUGGUCGAAUUUACUAGGCUACAUAUUCACGCCCUGAGGUGCGUUUUGAGACUUUAGCCCGCCACAGACAUAUGGUGCCCGCCCCCUACAAAGGAAUGCGUCGUCACGUCGUCACACGCACGAACGAAGUCCUGCUACGUGAGGCGUGUUCGGUUCGGCAAGGACACACGUUUUACCAGUGACGGUUGUUGUUAACUGGAGUCAUUGGGCUACCUGGACCUGCUAUCCUCAUAGCCGGGACCCGGAUUCUGGACCUGAUAUUCAGCAGAAUUUUGAAGGUGAACGUAUUCCGGAAGUGGAGUUUUCAACACCCUACUGGUUGUUUGCUAGCUCUUGCUAGGAGCUAGCAGCCGUCAUUGAGUAUCACCUUUGCUGUCUCCCAGCGGGUUGAUGUUGGGUUCUGUUCGUUCCAGAUCAUAAACUGGAAUAACCUGCUGCUGUUUCUGGCUCUUCCAGAACCCAACCGAGCUGCAGGUGUGUUUGGCUACUGGACUUCUGGACAGGUGUGAAGAGGGACUGACCUUUGCCGUUCCGUGGUCUUUAGGGGAUGGUCAGUCAGUGACGGGUGGUGCAGAUCUGUGUGGUGAAUGGCUGUGAGGAGAGGAGGCGUAGCAUUCUGGGUGGGUUUUGUGUGCAGCCACAGCGGAAGACAGCCCAUCCUCAAACGAAGCUGGAUUCUCAGUCAGGUGGUGAACGGGACAUGGAGCUGUCGAAUCCGUCCACUGAGUAGUGCUCCCUGGACCUUGGCUCCUCCUAACAGCCUGAGGUACCGGACCACCCCGCAGCCCCUGCUAUCCCAUCCACUGCAUCAUGCCAGCAGCCAACAGAGAAAACCAUGCUACAAGGAGGACUGGGAGGGGGCUCUGAGUGUGUGUGUGCUGGUGCCUUCGGGCGAAUCCAACAAUGUCCUCUCUCUGCUGGAGCUCCCUGUGGUCAUUAAGCCAGGAGACAUGCACACUCUUGGAACUCAGCUGGAGUUUUCUUUCCCAGUGGCCAUUGUGGAUGGCAGCAGGGAGGAUGACAUCACGGUGGAAGAAGACAUCGUGGUGGAUGAGCUCCAGACACAACGUGGGCACCUCAGAAACCUGUUGGAAGCCGAGCGUAGUCCUGCUCCUGUGCUGUACGGCUCUCGGCUUCUCCACUGUUCAGGCUCACACACGAAGCUCCACAGGGUGGCAAAAUCCAGCCAGGCAGGUGAUGCCAACAGGACUGCAGAACUUCGGCUGUACUCAGGCAAAGCUGAAGAGAAGCUCCGCGAAGGGGAACAUGAACUAGAGGAGAACUUGGCCCUGAUGUAUGAACGACUGAGGGUAGAGCUCCCAAAUUUUUUCAGGACAAGCCAUGACUACACAAUGUAUUCCAACAAUGUGGAGUUCAUCAAUGGUCUCCUAAACACCAGGACCAGAGGUCGUUUGGUGUACCAGGUCAUGCUGUCCUCGUGGCGCUUCUUGUGUUUGUGUUACUAUGCUGACGCCCGGCUGGAUGUUCUGAAGCUUACCAAGCACAUGGAGGACGGGUCCAUUAAAGCUCGCUGGAGGAUCAAAGGUCUCCCCUUUCACUCCCUACUGCUGCGCUUCUACCGCAAAGAAAGAUCUCACCUGUACAGGUCCUUUGAUGCCUUCUCUACAUUCUACAUUGGACCUGAUGGACUCAUCCACUGUCAUAAGGUGGAAAAGGUGAUGCCAGCUCAGCCUCCUGUCCUCCCCAGAUUCCCGUCCCUCCUAACGGGGGCUCUGGUGGCUCUGGGAGUUCAGGAGCACCGACCUGCCCUGAACCUGCUUCCUUAUCUCCUCUUCUCUCGUCGUCGGAACUGAAACUGAAGCCAUGGCAAGCAGCCCGGGGAUUUUGGUCUGUUUCAGACCCAGUUAUGUUCGGAUUAAAGUUAAUGGUUAAACUGUGUUUCUGUUCUGAGAUUGGGUCAGGCCUCUGUUUGGAGUUUGGAUUUUAAUUUCUGCAGUUCUUAACAGUCUCGAAAUUCAAUGUAAAAGUCAUCUAGAUCAGAACCACGGGUCCACUUACUCAGUCCAGCGGCCAUCAUAUUAGAACCAAAGGUCCAAACCCAUCCUCCCCCACAGCCCCCACUCUAGACCAGCACCUCGAGCCUUGGGGUAGCUUGAACUGAACAUUUUCUGUCUGUGACCAUUUGUGACUGAAAAGUCUGAAGGCCAUCGGUUAUUUUGAGGGAUUGCAAUUCAGGUAAGUUGAUAAAAAAUUUAACAAGGCCAGACAAAUGGAAUCAGAUGUUUUUGUUCAUCUAACCAGUGUUACCAUUAAGCUACACAUUCUCUCCACACAGCAAAUCUAUGAUGCGCAUGAAAUGAAUGCUAACCUGUAAUAUGAAUAAGAUCACUUUAUUCAAAACCACUUUUCAAUGCAGCCCAUUACUUAACGGGUGACAAGCUGUAACUACAGUUUAACAAUGAACUGAUCAGUCAAUAAAAUGACGUGGUUCACAUGCAGCCAAUCAGUGCUUCCUGUCCAAUUACUGUAAGAUGGACCAUCCCUCCGUGAUGCCACCCGUAGGUUUCUGAAGAGCCACAUUAAAGCCCAGUGGGCAUUUCCCACUGCCACCAUCUUGGUUGUGUAACGCACCUUGUCACUUCCAGACAAUACAAAAAUGGACAAACAGCAUGGAUGGGAGCCUUCAUCUGUCAUCCAUCAGAGGGCGGAAACACGCUCCUACACCGUAAAACCCUGGUUGGAAUGACGCUCAGGAGGAACAGGAGACAUCAAGAACAUUCUCCCAUUUGUUCAGAGACACUCCCAUUCAUAAACAGUCUGGCUCUGAAGAACAAUGUCCUACUGAGACUCCAGAUUAACAAUGUUACUCCUGCAACUGUGGGUAAUCAUGUUACACACGCAGUGGCCUGCCAGUCAGGUUGAGUGAUGAUGGACACUUGCUGUAGUUCAUGUGCUUGUUUAGUUGUGUCUUGAUCGUAGUUAAAAUAUAAAAAGACUCAAGAGGAAGUUAAGAAAAUACACUGACAUUUGAAAUGUUUAAACUGAGUAUUGACAUCAUUACACAAGUACUAAUAAAAAAGGAAGGUUAUAUAAGUUAGUUGUUUUGCAUGGUUAUAUUAACGAAAUUUUGUUCCAUGAGUAUAAACCAAAGUUUUGGGUCAAUACUCAGAAGUAGGGUUUAAAAGUAUCAAUUUGGACUUUUUACUUGAAUUAAAGUAAAAAAGCACUGGUCUCAAAACUACUUAAAGUAUAAAAGUGAUGUAAGUAAAAAUAAUGCCAUUAAGGACAAAGAUUAAAGGCACAAUGUGAUGUUU